Molecule: messenger RNA, 1250 nt
Organism: Melopsittacus undulatus (budgerigar)
Lineage: Eukaryota; Metazoa; Chordata; Aves; Psittaciformes; Psittaculidae
Gene: SMIM8
Product: small integral membrane protein 8
Exons: 3
Coding region: 492-770 (92 amino acids)
Source: RefSeq, a predicted model, not a curated record
GUGCGGAAGAUGUGAGGGGUUGCGUGGGACAGCACUCGCUGUCUGCGGGGAGAUUUCCGUCACCCUCCCCCUCCUGAGGGCCGUGCGGAGCAUGGCGGUGGUCUGGUCUUGUGUUUGUGUCCUCGGCGGCCCAGCCGGGGUUUUCUUCUGAGACAUUCGCCCAUUCGUCCGCGGCGUAAAGCCCCCUGACCUUCCUGGCAGAGCUUUCUGUCCUUACUCUCGCUGUGCUGUCCGGAGCCUGGCUGAGCUGUUGGGCUGCUGGGGUUCGCGUGUGUGCUGGCGGUGACUGACAGUGCCCUGUGCCCGUGUGGUCAUGUUUAGCCGACCUCCACGCUGCCCUGCCCUCCAUGCGGUGCCCGGGGCCUUGCUGAGUUGAGUUUGUGAAUCCUGCCCGUAAGUCCCCGGCUGUGCUCUGCUUGUGUGAGCUACGGGACAGGGGUCCGUAGCAUCACUUUUUCUCUGCUCCUCGGAAGUAUUCAACAUUAAUUAAAAUGUCUUCCACCAACUCUCCAAAUGCAAGCGAAACACCCAAAGGGAGAAAACCAGGAUUGAGAAGUGUUCAAACAACUAUGCUCUUCCGAGCUGUGAACCCAGAGCUUUUCAUUAAACCUAACAAGCCUGUGAUGGCAUUUGGGCUCAUAGCAAUUACCCUCUGUGUGGCCUACCUUGGUUAUUUGCAUGCAACAAUAGAGAAUAAAAAGGACCUCUAUGAAGCAGUCGACAGUGAGGGGUCCACGUAUAUGAGGAGGAAGACUUCCAAGUGGGACUGAGAACAUAAGAAGGAAAUCAGCAAAUCAAUAACAGAACUUUGCCAGGCAACUACUAUUUUUAUUUCUCUGUCCCUUGAAAUAAUGGAUAAAUGUCUCUCUUGCUGUUCAAUCCAGUUUAAGUUCCUUUGUAAAAUGCCGUACCUAUACAAAUGAAUUGCAAUUGAGAUACAUGUGAACAUAAAAGUGACUUUAAGAACUGUUGUCUGCAAACUCCACAGCCUGUCUGAAGACAUGAAAUUACCUCGGACAUGCAGUCAAGACUAGUAAAUGCCUUAGAAAUGCACAUUAUAGUUCACCUCAUUUCUCUCUUUGAAAACAGGGUUUUGUCUUAAUUUUUAAACAGAAGUGUAAUGCAUUGUGUGUGAAAAGAAAAAGUUGAUCUGUUGAAAGUUGACAGGUGAAAUAAUUUUAAGGCAAGAAAGAUCUGAUAAAGCGAUCAUUGGAGGGUUGUACUUAAUAAAGGAAUUUGUAAAAUACUGA